AUGACUACGUCAGGAGAAGAGUCUGAUAAUGAAUCGGAGGAACUUUCACAAAAUCCUUGGCCGUAUCUAAACUCAGUGUUUGAGUUUGCCCGAGCAAAUAAGAAUGUGGACAAAGACAAACGAAAGACAUUCAUUUUUAAAUGUUUAUUGUGUCUGCCGAAGCAGAACUUCCUCUCUGCUUUUAACAACUUAACGUCCCACUUAAAGAAACAUGUUGACAGGUGUCAUGAAUCACACAAGUGGAAAUACGCAGAACUGACUAAGGUGUCCUUGAAGAGAAAAUCUAAAUCGCUGCCUGGGACAUCUUCCACGAAUCUCAAACAGGUGAGGCUUGAAGAAACUAAGCAACUCUCACAGAAGACUGUUGACAAUGCAGUACUCAGUUUCAUAGUCCAAGGUCAACAGCCCUUCUCUCUUGUUGAGGUGCCAGCUUUCCGGAGCUUAGUCACAGAUCUACAGCCAAAGUAUACCGUCAUGUUUCAAACCACUGUCCAGCACAAGCUUGGUGGAAGGUGGAAGGAGAAGAUAAAGGAAGAAAUGAAGAAGGCUUCGUACAUUGCCACAACAACGGACUGCUGGUCUGCAAGGAGGAGGAGUUUUCUUGGCAUUACAGCACAUUGUCUGGAUCCAAGUAGCUUUAAGAGACAUUCUGUUGUUCUUGCAUGCAGGCAGUUAAAGGGCUCUCACACAUUUGGUGUCCUGGCAGGUGCAUUGAAUGACAUACACCUAGAGUAUGAAAUCCGUGAGAAAAUUGUAAGAACCACUACUGAUGAUGGAUCAAACUUUAUCAAAGUGUUCCGUGUGUUUGGAGUUGGAGAAGAUGAAAACAACAAUGCUGCUGCUGAGACAACUGAUGCUGAGGAGACCACUAAUGAAGAUGAUGAAACUGAUGAGGAGACUGAGGAGGAGGAGGAGGAGGAGGUGGAGUUCAUUGAUGUUGAAGCCAUUUUGGCUGAAGAUGAUGGUCUACAGUACGAGCUCCCAAAGCAUCAUAGGUGUGCUUGCCAUCUUUUAAAUCUUGUGUCUUCAGUGGAUGUCAAAGAGGCAGACAAGACAGCGCACUACAAGACACUGAAGGUCCACUUUUGGCAAAUCCCAGGCCCUGUGGAACAAGACAUCAAGGUCCAUAAGUGCUGCAGAGGUUGUGGAAAAGCAUUGCAAACUUCAGCUGGUGCAACCCAAUGCUACAAGAUGGAACUCCUUUUACAUGGCUGUGGAGUGGAUUCUUAGGAUCAUCAAACAACAAGGAGAGGGAUCUGUGAGAACUGUCUGUGCUGCAUUCAAUCUUCCAAUGUACAGUCCGGCUGAAAUCGCCUUUUUGGG
Molecule: messenger RNA, 1323 nt
Organism: Mugil cephalus (flathead mullet)
Lineage: Eukaryota; Metazoa; Chordata; Actinopteri; Mugiliformes; Mugilidae
Exons: 3
Coding region: 1-1230 (409 amino acids)
Source: RefSeq, a predicted model, not a curated record